AUGUCCCAGUAUGCCGCAGAGCUCUGCAAUCUCCUAAUUACAGAUAACUUUGGGGAGCUCUAUUCCCUGAUAUUUUCUUAUCUUCUCCAAUAUGGCCGCCAGCCACUUCUGAAGAUUGUUCAGAACACCCAUCUAUCUCCUCGGCAGGUCAGGCAUGGACUUGCAGUCCUCAUACAACAGCGCCUGAUCUUCCACUGCACCUCUGUCGCUGAUGGAAUUACAUACUACGAAUCCGACUGGAGAACAGCUUACAACCUGGUCAGAUCUGGGAAGGCUAUAUCUCUCGUUCAAGAAAGAUUAGGUGCUCAUGCAGCAAAGGUUCUUUCUACGUUGUUGGCGCUUGGCCAUGCGAAAGUUAGCUACCUUGAGACCCUACCGGAACUCCGGCCAGUUGUGAAACCGUACUCCCUGGCUAAUGGCAUAAAUGGAACGUUGGAAGGCAAACAGGCAGACUUUAUUAGUGGGGAUGGUACAUUGAAAGAUGACAUGAAUACCAAGGAAUUUUGCCAAUCGAACGGACCAGUCAAAGCACCUAACGAUUACAACCAGUUCGAGGACGAACCGCAGGUUCAGACCAUACUACAGCAGCUUGCGGCCUUUGGGUAUAUCUGUCGUGUGCGAAACCAGAAUUUUCAAAGCCCGGAGGAUAAUUUUGAGGCCGCUCUGAAGUUCGCGAGAAGUAACGGCGAUUCUCAUGGUCUGAAAGGGAACAAGUUGGAGGCCAAACUCACUGAGGACGCGGAAAAAUUAGUAAAAGAAUGGACCGAUAGCACAAUAUCUCGGGUCCUCCCGUCAGCUAGCAUGUUACGGGGCGUAAAACGACGCCUUGGUAAUGACGACAUAUCUGCCCCUCGAAAAAAAAUAAAGCUUGAUGAGGCUGUGGAUGAAGACGAGUACAAAGGAGACAACGAAGACGAAAAUGAUGAGGAUGGUGAUUUUUCUGAUGAUGAUAUGGCAUCAUUGGAUCCGAAUAUGAUAAUCCGUGUCAAUUAUGAGAAAUUUGACGUUGCAUUCCGGAAUAAGCGAUUAGUUGAUCUAGCCAGCCAAAGCAUCACUUCUGUUACUUCUCAUAUUUACGAAACUCUCCUCUCCCAUAUCGAACUUCGAACUCCGCAAUGCCGUGAACGAAUUGAAGCGAUCCCAGAGGGGGAGGAGGCAGAGCAAUAUUCCAUUUCAGUUCACUUACAUACAAUUUCCAAAGACCUUGACUCCGAUUUGGACCUUGCUGGGACAAUCGCUGGAAUCCCUGACGCAGCUAAUGGGACUGGGGAUGAGGAUGGGGAUCCUGGUGGAGAUUACGGUUCUGCUGGCUUGAAACCGCGUGGCCCAAGUCGUAACUAUCUAGUCGACCAGCAUCUAUCUCUUCUUGCAGCGGAACCAAACUUUUUCUGCACGCGAAGAAUGCAAUCGGGUGUGAUUACAUGGGCUGUCGAAUACCGGCAUCUGGCCAGGAAACUUCGCCAUCUGGAGCUUGAACGAAUAAUCGAAGCCCGAUUUGGCAGCGCUGCUGUCCGUAUAGUUAGGGUACUCUCGUCCAAAGGAAAACUGGACGAGAAACGGCUGCAAGAAAUUAGCUUGAUGGCAUCUAAAGAUCUCCGCCAACUAUUGGGACAGAUGGCAGGUGCAGGCUUCGUUGAGUUACAAGAAGUUCCACGUGACGCUCAACGGCAGCCUUCUCGUACGAUAUACCUUUGGUUUUACGACCCUGAUCGAGCUCGUAUGAUGGUAGUCGAAGACUCCUAUAAGGCGAUGUCUCGAUGUCUUCAGCGAAUACGCUUUGAACGCCAAAAACUGAAAUACUUUCUUGAAAAAACGGAACGGACGGAUGUAAAAGGGAACGAGGAGCGCUAUCUGUCUCCAAACGAAUUACAAAAGCUAAAAACUUGGAAGGCUACGGAGGCGAUGUUGCUCGGUGAAGUUGCACGACUAGAUGAUCUCGUCUCUGUCCUUCGAGACUACUGA
This is a messenger RNA of Ophidiomyces ophidiicola, 1962 nucleotides long. RefSeq names its product RNA polymerase III subunit C82 (gene RPC82). The record is from RefSeq and is a predicted model, not a curated record. Gene Ontology annotation, molecular function: single-stranded DNA binding. Gene Ontology annotation, cellular component: RNA polymerase III complex. The transcript has 4 exons. Gene Ontology annotation, biological process: DNA-templated transcription. Bases 1 to 1962 code for a protein of 653 amino acids. NCBI's taxonomy places the organism in Eukaryota, Fungi, Ascomycota, Eurotiomycetes, Onygenales, Onygenaceae.